UUGUUCGCGCUGACGCCAUGAGUGGGCUUCUCAAGAGGAAGUUUGAGGAGGUGGAUGAGGACCCAUGCUACUCCUCACCCUCCUCCCUCUCCUCUGCCUGCUCGGGCUGGGACUCGGAGGGGGAGAGCUGCUACUCGGACACCCUGGAUUCCACUCCCAGCAACCCCAGCUCCCCGGCAACAAAUUUCAACACAACAUCCAUCCUAAAGAAAUCCAAGAGAGCACGGCGAGGCAACGUGACGUUUGACCAGGUGAAAGUGUUCUUCUUCCCCCGGUGCCAGGGAUUCACCAGCGUUCCCAGCCGAGGAGGAUGCACUCUGGGCAUGAUGCAGCGCCACAGCGUCCUCCGCACGUACACGCUCGCCGAGUUUGCCGUGGAGCAGCGGCUCCUACGCAGGGAAAAAUUCCUCAACAGACUCAGGGAGGAGAAGCUGGAGGCUCUCAAACUGAAGCUGACUAAGAAUGGAACCCAAGAGAACGAGGAGGCGGAGAAGCUCACGGUGGACGACAUCCCGGAGCAGGACAUUGACAUCAGUGGAACCAACUUGGAGGAGGGAUCAUUCCUCCAGCCUUACACGCCGAAACGCCGCUACGCAUUGCUCAAAGCAGCCGGUGUGAAGAAGAUCGACAAGGAGGAGAAGAGGCAGCUGCAUGAGCUGAGGAUCUCCAGGGAGAACUGUGGUUGCGACUGUCAGGGCUUCUGCGAGCCUGAGACAUGUAGCUGCAGCCUGGCUGGCAUCAAAUGCCAGAUGGAUCAUUCCUCUUUCCCAUGUGGCUGCACCAAGGACGGCUGUGGAAACACAGAGGGCCGCAUCGAGUUCAACUCCACCAGGGUACAGACACAUUACAUCCACACUAUCAUGAAGCUGGAGCUGGAGAAGAGGCUGGAGGAGCCGUCGAGCACGGAGGAGGAGGAGGAGAACGCAACCUCCCUACCAGCAGUGCCCUCCUUCCCCUUAAACUCACAACUGCCGGCAACUGGAGAGAACAGUUGCAGCAGCGAUAUGACAGACUCAGACUCUUCAGGUCAGAGUGAGGACUCCGAGGCAGGCGAGGGCCUGUGCCAGCAUCGCACCCCUCUGGAUGUCGAUGAGAAAGGCCUGAGCCGCAUUCUCAGUUUCAGCGACACAGAGAACUGCUCGAGAAGUAGCCGGGAUGGUGGGGAGCGUAAAGACAUGUGCUGCCAAGAUCAACGGCAAGAACAACAGCUGCCGUCUACGGAGGCUUUUAGUAGCUUUAGCAUGGUGGACUUUGUUGACGAGAAUGACAAUAUAGACGCUGCACUGUUGGAUCACACAGACAAUCGAGCAACAGCCAUCUCAGAACUUUUGGAUGAGAAUGCCAACCAGGGUAACGCCCUAUUCCAUAGCAGUAGCGUGCCACGCACGCCCUCCCCCACCGUCGAUCGCUCUGCGAGCUACAACAUGGACCUGAGUCUCUCCUCAGAGUCAGACCUGGAGUUCUUCGAUGGCUUCCCCUGCUUGGGGCCCAGCUCGCUCUUCAACUCCCUGAAGGAGUACGAACACGUGGACAACUUUUUUCAGUUUCAGUUGCCUAGUUACCCAAGCCUCCCUCCGGCGAGUGACCCAGGGACCUGCCUCCUGGAGUCACUGAUUGGCCUUUCAGAAUCCGUCCCAGAACCCCCCGCCACAUUUACAGACAAUCAGCUGUUGGAGGAAGCCAUGAAAUUGUCUGUGAUGGAGUCUGUGAAAGUUUGA
Messenger RNA from Acanthopagrus latus (yellowfin seabream), 1718 nucleotides. RefSeq names its product cysteine-serine-rich nuclear protein 1b (gene csrnp1b). Lineage: Eukaryota; Metazoa; Chordata; Actinopteri; Spariformes; Sparidae. Gene Ontology annotation, molecular function: DNA-binding transcription factor activity, RNA polymerase II-specific; sequence-specific DNA binding. Gene Ontology annotation, biological process: regulation of transcription by RNA polymerase II. The record is from RefSeq and is a predicted model, not a curated record. The transcript is spliced from 4 exons. Gene Ontology annotation, cellular component: nucleus. The coding region runs from base 18 to 1718 and encodes 566 amino acids.